AUGAGCCGCAAGACACGGCAGGCCCCUCUGACGCCGCUGAGUGCCGCGGCCGCCGGCUGCCGCGCCAUCUCGCUGGAGACCCUGCACCGGCGCCUGCAGAACCCCAAGCGGCGCAUCAAGAAACGGCCGCUGGACGGCAACCCGCAGAUGAAGGGCGUCGUACUCAAGACGCUCAUCAAGAAGCCCAAGAAGCCCAACUCUGCGAACCGGCGCUGCUGCCUGGUGCGACUCAGCAACGGCAAGGAGAUGAUCGCCUACAUCCCGGGCGAGGGCCACAACCUGCAGGAGCACAACAUCGUCCUGGUGCGCGUCGGCCGGCUCCGGGACGUUCCCGGCGUCAAAAUCAAGUGCAUCCGCGGCAAGUACGACCUCUCGCACGUCGUCAAGAAGUCAAAUGCGUGA
Molecule: messenger RNA, 402 nt
Organism: Amphibalanus amphitrite
Lineage: Eukaryota; Metazoa; Arthropoda; Thecostraca; Balanomorpha; Balanidae
Product: 40S ribosomal protein S12, mitochondrial-like
Exons: 2
Coding region: 1-402 (133 amino acids)
Biological process (GO): translation
Cellular component (GO): small ribosomal subunit; ribosome
Molecular function (GO): structural constituent of ribosome
Source: RefSeq, a predicted model, not a curated record